ACAGCCCCUGUGACGUUCCUGAUGGCAGCUGCUGUCUGAAUGUGUUUGUGACCAAGAAGGCUCACCUCCUGCCAUCCCACACUGUGUGGUGACAUUGUCGGUAAAGCCCUGUUCUCUCAGAGUCUUUAUUCACAAAGAGACUCUCAGCCCGCUGCUGGUUGGAUGUUUCCAGUUGCGCUUGUUAAUUUGAAGUCUGACAAAUUAACGCCAAAGGUCUGAAGUCCGUGCUGAGCGGUGCGGGACGUGCGGGAAGGUCUGAAGUGCAGGAAGAUGGAGCAGGAGAGAGGAGACUUCAUAAAUGAACAGAAAGCACCAGGGAUCUUUCAAAGACAUCCUUUCUGGUUAAAGGUGGAUGCUGGGCACAGAGCUGUCAUCUUUGACCGGUUCCGUGGAGUGCAGGACAUUGUGGUAGGGGAAGGGACACACUUUCUCAUCCCUUGGGUACAGAAACCGAUUCUCUUUGACUGCCGCUCUCGACCACGUAAUGUGCCAGUCAUCACUGGUAGCAAAGAUUUGCAGAAUGUCAACAUCACCCUGCGCAUCCUCUUCCGGCCAGUGGCCAGCCAGCUUCCCCGCAUCUUCACCAGCAUUGGAGAGGACUAUGACGAGCGGGUGCUGCCGUCCAUCACUACAGAGAUCCUCAAGUCAGUGGUGGCUCGCUUUGAUGCAGGAGAACUGAUCACCCAGAGAGAGCUGGUCUCCAGGCAGGUGAGCGACGACCUUACAGAGCGAGCAGCAACCUUUGGGCUCAUCCUGGAUGACGUGUCCUUGACGCAUCUGACCUUCGGGAAGGAGUUCACAGAAGCAGUAGAAGCCAAACAGGUGGCUCAGCAGGAAGCGGAGAGGGCCAGAUUUGUGGUGGAAAAGGCUGAGCAGCAGAAGAAGGCGGCCAUCAUCUCUGCUGAGGGUGACUCCAAAGCAGCCGAGCUGAUUGCCAACUCACUUGCCACCGCGGGUGAUGGCCUGAUUGAGCUGCGUAAGCUGGAAGCCGCAGAGGACAUCGCAUACCAGCUGGCACGCUCUCGGAACAUCACCUACCUGCCAGCCGGGCAGUCGGUGCUCCUCCAGCUGCCCCAGUGAGGCCUUGCCUGCCUGCACCUCCGUGGGCCAUCUGGGCCACGGCCCUGAUGAUUCUUAACACCGCCUUCUUUCUGCCCCAACCCCAGAAAUCACUGUGAAAAUUCAUGAUUGGCUUAAAGUGAAGGAAAUAAAAGUGAAAUCACUUCAGAUCUCUAAUUACUGUAUCAGAUUACUGUAUCAGAUUAAGCUCUUUCAUUCACAUUUCCAUCCACUUUUUAUCCACCUCCCUACCAAAAAUUGCCAAGUGCCUAUGCAGACCAGGGCCUCCUGGAGCUCCCGCCUAGGUACUGGGCAUUUGGCAGAAGAAAGGCAGGGCUGUUUGUCUGACGGUCUGGGCAGCACAUUCAUUGACCUGAAUAAAUUUGCAGCAUCCAGCCUAACAUUUAUUCAAGAUUUGAGGAAGAUGGCAGUCAGCUGAACCAAGAACUCAGGCUUUAUUUUUUCCAAUGGUUCCUGCACAGACCCAGCUGAAGAGGUGCUGGGGAGGGUCAGAGAGGAAGUGGUCUGUCUCUUUCCAUAAGGCUGAUCCUUUCUGUGAGGUCAGCAGAAGCAGGUGUGUGCAAACGGCAUGGAUUGAAUCUGCCCUGUGAAGGUGGCUGGGCCUGAUUUGCUGCCCACUCCUCAGGGACCUGAAACUGAGAUGGACUUGGAUAGUGAGAGCAGGUCUGGACUGAUGUGAGUCCAAUUAGACUUCCUCUCCACCCCCACCCUCCACCUUGGUGUCUCUCAAAUACCCGGAGGAAUUCCAACUUGAAGGAUUGCAUCCUGCUGGGGUGAACAUGCCUGCCAAAGACUUGGAAUCCUGCUUUCCUGCCUGCCUUGCUCAGAGGCUGCCCUUUCAGGGGGCUGUGUGCGUGCGCUUUGAAGGGCCAACCACAGGAGAAAAUAAAUGUAUGCAAACUCCUGUCUAAUAAAGGACACCCAGACCUCACUCA
Messenger RNA from Manis javanica (Malayan pangolin), 2015 nucleotides. It is a transcript of the gene PHB1, whose product is annotated as prohibitin 1. Gene Ontology annotation, cellular component: membrane; mitochondrion. Gene Ontology annotation, biological process: mitochondrion organization. The record is from RefSeq and is a predicted model, not a curated record. NCBI's taxonomy places the organism in Eukaryota, Metazoa, Chordata, Mammalia, Pholidota, Manidae.